This is a messenger RNA of Eruca vesicaria subsp. sativa (arugula), 1143 nucleotides long. The record is from the annotation of a GenBank genome assembly. Lineage: Eukaryota; Viridiplantae; Streptophyta; Magnoliopsida; Brassicales; Brassicaceae.
AAUAGAGAUCUACCGCGGCCAGAGAGAUUAGGUUGUUUCUAUCUUGUCGUUAACAGAAGUUUCUCUCGGCCAGAAACCAUGUCCUAUUUGCCGCCGAUGUUGGAUCCUGAUGAAUAUUGGGAUACAUUCCGAGCCGAACACACAGGUGUCUUCUGGGACGUCAAUAGUUUCCCACUUCCAGAUAUCCAUCCCCACUUGAUUUAUGAGAAUAUCAAAUUAACCCUUAGCAGUAAAGGUUACACGGGACCCGUGUCUAUAUGGUUGUAUGCAUAUAGUGAAUCCAGGAUACGGAAUAAGGAGGAUUAUGAGCUUGCUGGAUUCAGAUUCUGUUUCGAACCUUACGACACGAGAGAUUAUAGAAUGACAGUGGACAUGCUACUAUGUGCGCUGGAUCAUCCAAGUUCAAAUCUGAUAGUAAUCGCACGAAACUUCAUAGAUGAAGAUGCAGUCUUUAAUAUUCACCUUUUGCACAAUAGAAGACUGAAUAUCUUCUUAGCAUACGAUCAGGUUGUAGAACCAAUAAUUCCUACUCAAAACCCACUAUGGCUUCUUGAAAGUCUCUGGCAAGCUUCUUUACAACCUUCUUUAGAUCAACAACAAGGCGGCGAACAUGUUGUUGACAAAAAGCUCAAUACCACCAUCAGAAUCAUCAACACCCCCCCAAUGCCGACGACCGUAGUUGAUCUGGAUCGUACUACACAUGCCAUCUGGAACGCUGUGGAUUCUGCAGCACUUGAAGAUUUGGAUCCUGUAAUCUCUGCUGCCAAUAUCGAUGCCUUCUUUAUGCUUAAGGGUCUUCCUCCUCCUGAUUUCACCAAGGUGUUUGCUGAUGAGGAUGCCCUCCCUGAACAUCUCAUCUCUAAAUAUCUAGGUUCCACUCUCCUUCUCGAUAUCGUCCCCAAAGGAAAUACACGUGUCAGAAAUCAGAGAAUUGCAACGUUCAUUCUUUUCCAUGCAUUAUCUUAUCUUUGCGAUCCAACAACCUUGCUUGUACUCUCAGAAGACGUUCUGGAAGAAGACCCUCUUCUCAAGACUGUUUAUGAAUCUUUGCGAUUGAAAGGUUUCACUCUUAUUUUUGAGCCGCCCAAGUCCAUAUUAGCGUCUGAGUUACAUUUGCAUCCCAGCUUACGAAGAUGGUUCUGA